This is a messenger RNA of Thunnus maccoyii (southern bluefin tuna), 843 nucleotides long. RefSeq names its product C-type lectin domain family 4 member E-like. The record is from RefSeq and is a predicted model, not a curated record. Bases 359 to 721 code for a protein of 120 amino acids. Gene Ontology annotation, molecular function: fucose binding; D-mannose binding. The transcript has 3 exons. Gene Ontology annotation, biological process: biological process involved in interspecies interaction between organisms. Gene Ontology annotation, cellular component: external side of plasma membrane. Lineage: Eukaryota; Metazoa; Chordata; Actinopteri; Scombriformes; Scombridae.
ACGUCUAUAUUUUUUACAGUCUAUGUUUAAGACUCUUUUUAUAUUGCCUUCAAUUGUUCUUAUGGGUGUUGUGAAAUAAUAAGUAACUACUAAUUUGUCGUAGUACUGGACUUGUAUCUGUGAGGAAUCAUUAGAUGAAGCAUUAGUCUGGGUUUGAUGACACAAUUUUAUCCUGCUCUUGGUUAAGGCUGUUUGGAUUCAUCCUCCAUUGUAUAAAUUAUGCACAUUAGGGGUUCAUGCACUGAAAACAGUUUUCGAAACCAGAUAUUGACAAGUAGAAGGACAUAAACUGCGUCUACUCUUUAAUGUCUCUUGUUUAACAUAUUUUACAGAGAAAACUUGUUCCGCAGGAUGGAGUAUGUUCAGUUUUACUUGUUAUCUCAUCUCCACUAAAUCUGGUUCUUGGGAAAAAGGCAGAAAAGACUGCAGAGCCAGAGGAGCAGAUCUGGUGGUCAUAGACAGUUAUGAAGAACAGGAAUUCCUCACUAAUAUUACAAAGCAAGAAAGUUGGAUUGGUUUGAGUGACAGAGAAAAAGAGGGAACCUGGAAAUGGACAGAUGGAACUCCACUGACUCAGCCUGAUAGUGGAGGUGAAGAUACGCAGUGGGGAGAAGAAGACUGUGUGACAGUCAUACCUCGGUUGCCAACUACAUACAGCUGGAACGAUCUUUCGUGUGAUGCUCCUAGGCAGUGGAUCUGUGAGAAAAUCCUUAGCAUUUAGCGCAAAAUGAGUUUUGAAAUAAAUCAUAUGUUAUAAAUAUACUUUUACAAUUUAAACUACUAGUGCAGUUCCCGUUCAAAACGUGCCUAUUGGGAACGGGCUGAUUGCUUAUUGUUUCUCGA